GUUAGGGUUGAGACUGGGUGUAGGGCAGGGGUUAGGGUUGAGACCGGGUGUAGGGGUUAGGGUUGAGACUGGGUGUAGGGCAGGGGUUAGGGUUGAGACUGGUUGUAGGGCAGGGGUUAGCGUUGAGACUGGGUGUAGGGCAGGGGUUAGGGUUGAGACUGGGUGUAGGGGUUAGGGUAGGGACUGGGACUUCAGUAAGGAUGCUGUCAGUGGUGAUAUUAGGUGUGACCCUGUCCCUGCUCAUUCUGCUGACGGUGUUUGGUAACGUCCUGGUAUGUCUGGCCGUCUGCGCCACACGACGUCUCCGCUGCCUCACCAACUGCUUCAUCGUUUCCCUCGCCAUCACUGACCUGCUGCUUGGCAUACUGGUCCUGCCCUUCUCCGCCCUCCUCCAGCUCAGCGAUUGGCCGCUGGGGCCAACCCUCUGCAACAUCUACAUCUCAUUGGAUGUUAUGUUAUGCACUGCCUCUAUCCUCACCCUAUUGGCCAUCAGCGUGGACCGAUACCUGGCUGUGACCGCACCCCUUAGAUACUCGUCGCUGGUGUUGCCGAGGGGGGUAGCCAUAACUAUGGCUUUGGUGUGGGCGGUGUCGCUGGGGGUGUCGUUCCUACCGAUCCACCUGGGCUGGAACACUGUGGACGGCAGUGUGCAGAACCGCGGCCCGGGGGAGGAGAGGGAGUGUAAGUUUGAGCUGAACCCUUCGUACGUUGCGGUGGACGCCUCCUUAACCUUUUACCUUCCCCUGCUGAUCAUGUGCUGGAACUACCUCCGCAUACUCCGCAUCGCCCGGGCCCAGGCCAGACGCAUCAUCCAUGCACGACCCAACCUCAACAACAACAGCCCCUCGUCAGCCCCUCGUCAACUCACCUCAGUAACAGCGAUGGCUCUACGGGAACACAAAGCCACAGUGACCCUAGCAGCAGUUAUCGGAGCGUUCAUGGUGUGCUGGUUCCCCUACUUCACCCUGUUUACUAUCAUGGGUCUGAGGAUGCAGGACUACCCAGCAGCCUACCCUGUGGUGCUGUGGCUGGGGUACAUCAACUCAGCUCUGAACCCAUUGCUCUACGCUGCCCUCAACAGAGACUUUAGGUCCGCCUACGCCCGCCUGCUGCACUGUGGUAACUAUGGAUACGGCAGGGGGAGGGGCGGGCCAGCGUCGCCCUACAACAGGACCACGACGGGUAAAAGGAACAAGGAGAAAGACAACUCACACGGUGCGGGGGAGGUAGGUGAGGGGGGGGUGUCGCUCUGCUGCGUGAACACACCUCUUCCUGUAGGGCGGGGCCAGGUGAGACCGGUGUGAUGAUGAUGGUACAGGAAGUCAGAGGAACAACCAUACCUUCCACUCAGCACAGCACAGGGGCGUCUGCCGCCAACGACCUGUGUCAUUCUAUAUCCUGUGUGUCAGAUGGCGCUGACCCUGUGUCUAUCUGUGAGGAGGAUUCAGUGUCCUACCUGUCCUGAAAGCUGAGCCCAGGACCAGCCAACUUAACUCAGACACCCAGCCCAGGGGAUCAAUCACAGACAGGACACUGGGAGUCGUCUAAAAUAUCACGGACAAUCUGCAACAAGGAAUCCCGGGGACCUUUAACCGCAGAACUAGAAUGAGACUAUUUCUAUCCCUUCAACCAUUAAGCAGUGACUGGGGAAGCCCACAAGUCACUUUGUUCUGGAACACUGAUACCUGGAAAGUAAUGUCAUUGACAGACAGACAGACAGACGGACGGACAGACUGACAGACGGACGGACAGACAGAGUAGACAGACAGAGUAGA
Messenger RNA from Oncorhynchus tshawytscha (Chinook salmon), 1775 nucleotides. RefSeq names its product histamine H2 receptor. Gene Ontology annotation, molecular function: neurotransmitter receptor activity; G protein-coupled serotonin receptor activity. The coding region runs from base 201 to 1304 and encodes 367 amino acids. Gene Ontology annotation, cellular component: dendrite; membrane. The transcript is spliced from 4 exons. The record is from RefSeq and is a predicted model, not a curated record. NCBI's taxonomy places the organism in Eukaryota, Metazoa, Chordata, Actinopteri, Salmoniformes, Salmonidae. Gene Ontology annotation, biological process: G protein-coupled receptor signaling pathway, coupled to cyclic nucleotide second messenger; chemical synaptic transmission.